AAAACUUGUUCAUCUUAUAAUUUGGAGUUUUUCUCUCAAAAAUUUUCUAGUACUCUUAGCUUCAAUUGGAUAAAAACACAACAACCUUAAACAUGAAGGUUCAUGAGACAAGGUCACAAUCUCAUUCAGAAGAUCAUAGUAUGAAGACAACAAAGAAACAAAAGGCAGAGAACAAAGGGCAUGAAGCAGAGCAUUCGCCGAAAAAGGCGAAAAGUAGUGGGCAUUCUAAUGGGAAAAAUGGUGGUGAAAUAGGUGCUGAGUAUGAGGAAUUUUGUAAAGCAAUCAAUGAGCAUCUUUCAAUUGAUCAUAUGCGCCAAAUUUUGGAUGCUAAUGGCUUAGAUUCCUCAGUUUCUUCUGAGGCCUCACUUGUUAGAACAUGCCAAGACUUGCUUUUCUAUGGAGCAUUAGACAAAUGCCCUGUUUGUAAUGGCACACUAGAGUACAAUGGGAUAAGGUUUUGCUGCAAUGGUUCAUACAGUGAGUGGUCAACUUGUACUUUCAGCACAAGGGAUCCGCCUAGGAAAGACGAAGCUAUCACAUUACCCGAUUCUGUGCUCGACUCCCCGGUUUCAGAUUUGUUGAAGAAAUAUCAAGACCCGAGUCGUCGCCCUGGCAAGAACUCGAAAGCAACCGAUAAACCUUUCUUAGGAAUGACUAUUUCCUUGAUGGGGCGCCUCUCUCGAACCCAUCAAUAUUGGAGAAAAGAGAUUGAGAAACAUGGAGGGAAAGUUGCCAACUCGGUUAUAGGUGUGUCUUGUCUAGUUGCAGCCAGUGCUGAACGAGAUCGCGGUGGCACAUCGAAACUAGCUGAAGCAAUGGAAAGAGGCAUACCUGUUGUGAGAGAAGAAUGGUUGGUUGAUAGCAUUGAGAAACAAGAACCGCAGCCUCUCGAGUCUUACGAUAUAGUGUCUGAUCUCUCUGUGGAUGGAAAAGGAAUCCCUUGGGAUAAACAAGAUCCAAGUGAAGAAGCACUAGAAUCAAUCUCAGCUGAACUCAAGCUUUUCGGGAAGAGAGGAGUGUACAAAGAUACUAAGUUGCAAGAACAAGGAGGGAAAAUCUUUGAGAAAGAUGGCUUACUUUACAACUGCGCCUUUUCCCUUUGCGAUAUGGCCCGAGGACUAAAUCAUUACUGCAUAAUGCAGCUGAUCAUGGUGCCCGAGAACCGUCUCUUUUUGUAUUACAAGAAAGGAAAAGUUGGCGAUGACCCUAAUGCAGAGGAAAGGCAAGAAGAGUGGGAGAAUGUAGAUGAGGCUUUGAAGGAGUUUGUGAGGAUGUUUGAGGAAGUUACUGGCAACGAGUUUGAAUCAUGGGAAAGAGAGAAAAAGAUCCAAAAGAAGCCAUUGAAAUUCUAUCCCAUCGAUAUGGCCGAUGGAGUAGAAGUAAGGCACGGGGCUCUAAGUCUUCGGCAGCUAGGAAUCGCUGUAACACAUUGCAGACUCGAACCUCUUGUUGCGAAUUUGAUGAAAGUAAUGUGCAGUCAAGAGAUAUACAAAUAUGCCUUUAUGGAGAUGGGAUUGGACUCUCCUGACCUGCCAAUAGGAAUGGUUACUGAUCUUCACUUGAAAAGAUGUGAGGAAGUACUCUUGGAGUUCAUUGAAACAGUGAAAACAAUGCGAGAAUCGGGGAGGAAGGCUGAAGCAGUUUGGUCUGAUUUCAGCCAAAGAUGGUUUACUCUCAUGCAUUCUACUAGGCCUUUCAUUUUCAGGGAUUUUCAUGAACUUGCAGAUCAUGCUGCGUCUGCAUUUGAGACCGUUCGUGACAUAACGGUAGCAUCGAAUCUCAUAGGAGACAUGAGUGGAGGCACCAUUGAUGAUCCUUUAUCAGAUAGAUACAAGAAGUUGGGUUGUUCAAUCUCUCCACUUGAGAAAAACUCAGAUGAUUACAUGAUGAUCUUGAAUUACCUCGAAAAGACCUAUGAACCUGUUAAAGUUGGUGACAUUGAAUAUGGUGUUUCUGUAGAGAACAUUUUUGUAGUUGAAUCAAAGGCUUGUCCUUCUCUUGAAGAAAUGAAGAAACUUCCAAACAAAGUCCUAUUAUGGUGUGGCUCAAGAAGUUCCAACAUGUUAAGGCACCUGCAUCAAGGUUUCUUGCCAGCAGUAUGCUCUCUUCCUGUUCCGGGAUACAUGUUUGGGAAAGCCAUUGUUUGUUCCGAUGCAGCAGCCGAAGCAGCUCGGUAUGGAUACACCGCAGUGGAUAGACCAGAAGGGUUCUUGGUUUUGGCUGUAGCUUCAUUAGGGAAUGAAAUUACAGAAGUGAAAAGCCCACCUGAGGAUACAAAGUCUUUGGAAGAGAAGAAAGUUGGUGUGAAAGGUUUAGGUAGAAAGAAAACAGAUGAAUCAGAGCACUUGACUUGGGAAGGAGAUAUCAAAGUCCCUUGUGGGAGUUUAAUCCCUUCAGAGCAUGAAGAUAGUUCACUUGAGUAUAAUGAAUAUGCAGUUUAUGACCCAAAACAGGUUUCUAUAAGGUUUUUGGUGGCAGUUAAGUUUGAAGAGAAGGAUGCUGUGAUAGUCACAGAAGAGUGAAAAGAAGAAA
This is a messenger RNA of Cannabis sativa, 2532 nucleotides long. Its product is annotated as protein ADP-ribosyltransferase PARP3. The transcript is spliced from 17 exons. The record is from RefSeq and is a predicted model, not a curated record. NCBI's taxonomy places the organism in Eukaryota, Viridiplantae, Streptophyta, Magnoliopsida, Rosales, Cannabaceae. Gene Ontology annotation, molecular function: zinc ion binding; NAD+ poly-ADP-ribosyltransferase activity. The coding region runs from base 93 to 2522 and encodes 809 amino acids.